AUGUUCAUUCAGGAGAAGCAACUUUCACUCUCCCUACACACAUGGAAGCAACAAGCCCAGAAGGGAUUCUUCUGCAAGGACGUGCAGCUGGACGCCUCCAGAUGGCUAUUGAGCCUAGAGUUUCUGUCUGCCACCCAGUAUCCUCAGACAGCAUUGCUGGUGAUGCACUUUGACUGGCCAGGUGGACCAGAAAACCUUUUUUUAUGUGAAAGAUCUGGCCAACCAAGCCCAGGAGAUGGUGAAGACCUCCUGAAGGUGACAGCCAGCAUCCUAAACAUGGCUGGCAUACUCUACCAGUAUGUGGCACCCCCAGGAGCCAGUAGCAUUUUGGAACUUGAGUAACUGGGACAUGUGGAUGAGCUGGAGCUGGAGCCUGGCUGCUAGGGACACAGGAAGAGAAGAGAUUUGGCCAUGGCUCUGCUGCCUGGUGGAGCUAAAGCUCAGUGCCUCGCUGUCCCUGAAGCUCUCCUUGUACCCAUCCCACACUGAGUGUCUCAAGCUGCAGCCAUCCCAGAGGUCUGGACUACAGCCUUUCAGAUAAGAGAAAGUUCCACAGUUUCUCUGCUUUCCAUCCCAGGCCAUGUUCAGGCUGGAGGCUUUGUGCUGAUCCACGGAGCCAGUGAAGCAGGCACAGAUGUCAUCCAGCUGGCUUGGGGUGCUGGCAUUGUUCUUCUGGUUAGAGCUGGCUUCCAGCAUAAGCUUCAAAUGGCAAGGAAGCUCAUGGCUGCAGCUGGAUUCAGUUAUAGAGAAGAUUUUUCUGAAACUCUAAGAUUCAUUAAAGAUUGGGAGAAGAAUGUCAACUGCCCGGCUCUUGAUGGUUGCUAGGCUCUCUGUGGCUUAAUAGGAGGAGCUGAUCCUUUAAAACUACUUUUUAAAUGAGGUAGUCCGAUCUCUAGUUUGCUGCGAUCUAGGGAUAAUGAGGUGGUACAAACACCGGUGAAAACCUCCACGGAGCAGAUUCUGCCCUUCUCUGCAAAACCCCAACGUCUGCUGCCGGUUCUGGAUAGAGUCUACCCGGCAACUUAUAUUCAAGUGGAAUAUGUGGAGGCUAACAGGAACGUGGGCAAAAUCGUCUUGGAGCUGCCCUAGUGGAGGACCUCCGAGCAAACUUGGAAGUGGCCUCUCUUCCCAUGUGCGCUCCUGUAAAUAAAAAGGUGUAUGUGACGGGUUGUGUGCUGUGUUUGCGUGGACAGGGGCCGCG
Molecule: messenger RNA, 1201 nt
Organism: Mus caroli (Ryukyu mouse)
Lineage: Eukaryota; Metazoa; Chordata; Mammalia; Rodentia; Muridae
Gene: Tp53i3
Product: tumor protein p53 inducible protein 3
Molecular function (GO): NADPH binding; quinone reductase (NADPH) activity; quinone binding
Source: RefSeq, a predicted model, not a curated record